Molecule: messenger RNA, 4207 nt
Organism: Phaedon cochleariae (mustard beetle)
Lineage: Eukaryota; Metazoa; Arthropoda; Insecta; Coleoptera; Chrysomelidae
Source: the annotation of a GenBank genome assembly
ACAAGGUGACCUUUUGAUUAGGGAAAAUAAUACUAUUUUCUAGAGCCGGUUCCGUCUGUCUAAUUCUGCGCCCUGGCUCGGUGAAUUUUCCUUGAUUAAUUUUUCUCAGUCAUCAUGGCUACCCCACAAUCGGACAUUGAAAGAAGAAAACAAAUAAGUGUUCGAGGAAUCGCUGAGAUUGAUGAUGUGAUUGAGAUCAAGAAGACCUUCAACAGGCACGUCCACUACACCUUGGUCAAGGAUAGAAAUGUUGCUACUUCCAGGGAUUAUUAUUUCGCAUUGGCGAACACAGUUAAGGACCAUCUGGUAUCCAGGUGGAUCAGGACACAACAACAUUAUUAUGAAAAGGAUCCAAAGAGGGUGUAUUACCUUUCACUGGAAUUCUACAUGGGCCGUUCUCUCCAAAACACCAUGAUCAACUUGGGAAUCCAGACGUCAGUGGACGAAGCCAUGUAUCAGUUGGGUUUGGAUAUCGAGGAAUUGGAAGAACUCGAAGAAGAUGCCGGUCUCGGCAAUGGCGGGCUGGGCCGAUUGGCUGCUUGCUUCCUUGAUUCCAUGGCUACUCUGGGAAUGGCGGCGAUCGGCUACGGCAUAAGGUACGAAUACGGCAUUUUCGCUCAGAGGAUCAUCAACGGGGAGCAGCACGAAGAGCCCGACGACUGGCUGAGGUACGGCAACCCGUGGGAGAAGGCAAGGCCCGAGUACAUGUUGCCCGUCAACUUUUACGGCAACGUCAUCGAUACUGCCGAAGGCAAAAAGUGGGUCAACACGCAAGUCGUGUUUGCCCUGCCUUACGACAAUCCCAUUCCCGGUUACAACAAUAACGUCGUUAAUACGAUGAGGUUGUGGUCUGCCAAGUCGCCGGUCGAUUUCAACUUGAAAUUCUUCAACGAUGGUGACUACAUCCAAGCCGUUCUGGACAGGAACCUAGCCGAGAACAUCUCGCGCGUCCUCUACCCCAACGACAACUUCUUCGAGGGCAAAGAGCUACGUCUCAAGCAGGAGUACUUCAUGUGCGCCGCCUCGCUGCAGGACAUCAUCAGGCGGUUCAAGUGCGCCAGCUUCGGUACGCGCAAAGCUAUCAGGACGAACUUCGAACUGCUGCCCGAGAAGGCGGCUAUCCAGUUGAACGAUACGCAUCCGUCCUUGGCCAUUCCGGAGCUGAUGCGGAUCCUAGUGGACCUUGAAGGUCUCCCAUGGGAGAAAGCGUGGGACAUCACCGUCCGCACGUGCGCCUACACCAACCACACCGUCCUGCCGGAAGCCCUGGAACGGUGGCCCGUCUCGAUGCUGGAGAACAUCCUGCCGCGCCACCUGCAGAUCAUCUACCACAUCAACUUCCUGCACAUGCAGGACAUCGAGAAAAAAUGGCCGGGUGACUUCGACCGCAUGCGUCGCAUGUCGCUGAUUGAGGAGGACGGGGAGAAGCGGGUCAAUAUGGCGCAUCUGUCGAUCGUCGGGUCGCACGCGGUCAACGGGGUGGCCAGGAUACAUUCGGAGAUCAUCAAGGCUGAUCUAUUCAAGGACUUCUACGAACUGACCCCGGGCAAGUUCCAGAACAAGACGAACGGCAUCACGCCUCGCCGGUGGCUGCUGCUCUGCAACCCCGGCCUCAGCGACCUCAUCUCCGACAAGAUCGGCGACGACUGGAUCGUGCACCUCGAGCAGCUGCAGCAGCUCAAGAAGUACGCUAAGGACCCGAACUUCCAGCGCGCCGUCAUGAAGGUGAAGCAAGAGAACAAGCUGCGAUUGGCGCAGAUCCUCGAGAAAGACUACGACGUGAAGAUCAACGCCUCCUCGAUGUUCGACAUCCAGGUGAAGAGGAUCCACGAGUACAAGAGGCAGCUGCUCAAUUGCAUGCACAUCAUCACGCUCUACAACAGGAUAAAGAAGAAUCCGUCGGCCAAGUUCACGCCGAGGACGGUCAUGAUAGGAGGCAAGGCGGCGCCCGGGUACUACACGGCCAAGAAGAUCAUCAAGCUGAUCAACCUGGUGGGCAACGUCAUCAACAACGACCCAAUCGUCGGGGACAAGCUGAAGGUCAUCUACUUGGAGAACUACAGAGUGACGCUGGCCGAGAAGAUCAUGCCGGCCGCCGAUCUGAGCGAGCAGAUCUCCACGGCGGGGACUGAGGCCUCCGGCACAGGCAACAUGAAGUUCCAACUGAACGGCGCUCUCACGAUCGGCACCCUGGACGGAGCCAACGUCGAAAUGGCGGAGGAAAUGGGCUCGGAGAACAUCUUCAUCUUCGGCAUGACCGUCGACGAGGUGGCGGCGCUGGGCGCGAAGGGCUACAACGCCUACGACUACUACAACGCCAAUGCGGAGCUGAAACAGGUGGUCGACCAGAUCCAGAACGGGUUCUUCAGUCCCGGCAAUCCCGACGAGUUCAAGGAUCUCGCUGAUAUUUUGUUGAAGUACGAUAGGUUCUAUCUGCUGGCCGACUAUGACGCUUAUAUCAAGAAGCAGGAUGAAGUUAGUGCUGCAUAUAUGAACCAGUCGAAAUGGUCAGAAAUGGUGAUCAACAACAUCGCCACGUCGGGAAAAUUCUCCAGUGAUCGCACAAUCAUCGAAUACGGAAAAGACAUCUGGGGAGUGGCACCGAGCUACGGAAAACUUCCCGAUCCUUCCGAACCCAGAGAGUUGGCCUUGAAAGGCAACUGAACGGGUUCCUGUUCGCCGAGUCGAGGCAACUCUCGUUCAGUUGUCUCCAGAUAGUUGGAAGUAGUGUAACCUUGUUCAAGAGGAGAACACUCGAAUGAAUUUACCACGAGCCGCCACUGCAAUAAAUGUAUUGUAUCUUUUUUUUACGAAGCAAGAACUUUGAAAAGUCAAGGGAUAAAAAUUUGGAGGUUCAGGGAAUUCAUUUGAACAAAUUAAUGGAAAUCGCAAAAACAUUGGUACAGGGUGGUAUUUUUGGUCCCAUGUUUAUAUGAACUUUUGCUGAGCGGUAUCUGUCCUAGGUUUUAGUCGCUACAACUCUGAAACACAUUAUAUACACUGUGUCCAAAAUAAGGAGAACCCUUAUGGAUGUAUCAGAAAUGACAAGACAUACGGAUUUUUAUUAAUUUCUUGGCGAUGGUAAAAGAAAAAAAGCAAUUGAACCAUAAUGUCAGUUACACUGUUGAAGUCUAAAAAGUAAAAAAAAACCCUAACUUGAUAUCAAUCAGGACAGUAUUCAAAGAAUAAAUUGAAAACGAAAAUUGAGUUUCUCCAAAAUAAAUGAAGGAUGAAAAGUCAGAUCAUUGGUUUCAAGUUGUCUUUUUUUUUGGUCCCCUAAUUAUGCAAAUUUUUCCAAUUCUACCAACUCGUAUAUCUUGUCAAUUUCCACAACUUCUUAUUGGCCUUCCUUGUUAUUUUUUUAGCUUCAUUAUUAAUAGCAUCGAGUUUCAAGUUGAAAAACCCAAGAAUUAUUUUAAAAAUUGAAAAAUAUUAUUGCAGGACUGUUUCUAUAAUUCUCUGUGCCAUUAAUUAUUUUCUAUCUUUGUGAUCACCUGAAUGAAAAAACAAUGAAAACUCAGGACUCACUCGACUUUUUCAAUUGUGAUUAUUCUAUUAUCAUGACAUACAUAUAUAUAUUAUGGAACUUUUGCGUCUGUUGAAAUUUAUGAAUAAUGGAGUUUUCUGUACAGCAGAUGGAAUAAAUUGAAUUUUGAAAUGUGUUAAUUGACAGAACUCACGGUCUAAUCUCCGACACUCAUUGAUUUGUCAGAUAUCCUAUGUAUAGGGAUGUGGGAUUUUUAAAUAAUUUUUAGCAACUUUAUACAAUUUUUUGUAGAGAGAACAAGGCGAGAAAUGAAAAUUUUCCGAAUAUGUGCAAUAUUUAUCCCACAUUUAGCCGUUAAAACAGCUUAUUCUGCGUCUUCCAAUUUUAUUAAUUUUCAAAAUAUAUAUGACUAUAACCAGGCACGAAUAUGAUUAUCAUGAAACAAACAUUUUCAGUCUGUUGAAAACGGCUAAAAAUUCACAUUUUCCUUAGCACGAUUUUUUGCCGGAAGAGGAAUUCCAGUGGUAAAACUACUCAUUACUAAUGUUUCUAAUUAUAAUUUACUCCAUCUGCUAUGCCCCAAGCUCAAUUUUUCAUUUAUAUAUUGUAUUUUAUGUACUAGAGAUUAUUAAUAUUAUAAUAAACUGAAUCUAUUAUAUGCUCCAUAGUUAGCUUAUCAAGUGAAACUUUUGAAUAAAAGUAGUUUCUAUAUUAUGAAGC